AUGGCCAGCGUAGCAAUUAAACUGGCCAAGGAGAAGGAAGUCUUGGAAGGCCUAGGUUCCCAGGGGAAUGCAGUGAAAUACUUAAAACAGGAUUUUGAGGUGCUGAGGAAGCAAUGCUUACAAUCUGGUACCUUGUUCAAAGAUGAAGAAUUCCCUGCUUGUCCUUCUGCUCUCGGCUAUAAGGACCUGGGGCCUUAUUCUCCUAAAACUCAAGGCAUUAUAUGGAAACGACCUUCGGAGCUAAUUCCUAAUCCUCAGUUCAUUGUGGGAGGAGCCACUCGCACUGAUAUUCGUCAAGGGGCUCUGGGUGACUGCUGGCUUUUGGCAGCUAUUGCAUCCCUCACACUGGAUCAAGAAAUUUUAGAGCGAGUUGUUCCCCCAAACCAGAGCUUCCAGAAGGACUAUGCUGGCAUUUUUCACUUCCAGAUCUGGCAGUAUGGACAGUGGGUAGAUGUCGUUGUUGAUGAUCGGCUUCCCACGAAAAACGGACAGCUCCUCUUUCUGCACUCAGAAGAAGGCAAUGAGUUCUGGAGUGCCCUACUUGAGAAGGCCUAUGCCAAGUUGAAUGGUUCCUAUGAAGCUCUCACAGGAGGAUCUCCUUUGGAAGGUUUUGAAGAUUUUACUGGUGGCAUUUGUGAAUCUUAUGACCUCAGGAAAGCUCCACCCAACCUGUAUCAAAUCAUUGAAAAGGGCCUGCAAAGUGGUUCCUUGUUUGGUUGCUCCAUUGAUAUUACCAGUGCAGCUGAAACAGAAGCAAUUACACGUCUUAAAUUGGUCAAAGGUCAUGCUUACUCUAUUACUGCAGCUGAAGAGGUUAACUACCGUGGCCGGCCAGAGAAACUGCUCAGGAUAAGAAAUCCAUGGGGUGAAGUGGAAUGGACUGGAGCCUGGAGCGACAAUGCUCCUGAAUGGAAUUAUAUUGACCCCAAGCAAAAGAGUGCUCUCGAUAAGCAAGCCGACGAUGGAGAAUUUUGGAUGUCCUUCUCUGAUUUUCAAAAGCAGUUUACAAGACUUGACAUCUGCAACUUGACUCCUGACACCCUGACAAGUGAUCACCUUCACAAAUGGAGCAUGACUUUGUUCAACGGAAACUGGCGACGGGGCUCUACAGCUGGUGGUUGCCAAAAUUAUCCAGCAACCUACUGGACCAAUCCUCAGUUCAAAAUUAGGCUGGAUGAGCCGGAUGAUAGCCAUGAAGGAAGUGUGAGCGAACCAUGUUGCACUGUGCUGGUGGGCUUGAUGCAGAAGAAUCGCCGGAGGGAGAAGAGGAUGGGGGAAGGGCUGCUGAGUAUCGGCUACUCCAUGUAUCAGGUGCCAAAAGAGUUGGAAAAUCAAACGGAUGUUCAUCUAGGCAGAGAUUUCUUCUUAACAAACAGACCAGUAGCUCGCUCUGACACAUAUGUCAACUUGCGUGGUGUCUCAAGUCGCUUCCAGCUGCCUCAGGGAGAAUACCUCAUUGUGCCAUCUACCUUUGAGCCUUUCAAAAAUGGAGAAUUCUGUCUCAGAGUCUUCUCUGAGAAACAAGCUAAAGCUCAGGAAAUUGGUGACACUGUAGCUGCACAUCCAUAUGAGCCUCAUGUUGAAGACAAGGAGAUAGACAGUGAGUUCAAGAGUCUGUUCCAAAAACUUUCUGGGGAGGACUGUGAACUGACUGCAAAUGAACUACAAACUAUUUUGAACAGAGUUAUAUCAAAGCGAAGAGACGUUAAAAGUGAUGGAUUCAACAUAAACACCUGCAGGGAGAUGAUCAGCCUCUUAGAUAACGAUGGAACUGGUACCUUGGGACUUGUACAAUUCAAGAUACUUUGGAUGAAGAUUCAGAAAUACCUGGAAAUCUAUAAGAAAGUGGACACUGACUAUUCUGGGACCAUAGAUGCCCACGAAAUGAGAAAUGCUCUCAAAGAAGCAGGCUUCACUCUGAACAACAAAGUCCAGCAGAGCAUAGUUCUCCGCUAUGCCUGCAGCAAGCUGACCAUUGACUUUGAUGGCUUCCUGGCCUGUAUGAUUCGCCUGGAGACUCUCUUCAAAAUGUUUCACACAUUAGACAAGGAUAAGUGUGGGAUUGUCCAGCUCUCUCUGGCUGAGUGGCUGUGUUGUGCAUUGGUGUAAGGAACUCAUUCUGGAAUUAAUUUGAGAACUCUAUGGCAUACAUUUUCAUGAAGGUAUUUCUGGGGAGAUGUUUCCACAGAAGUCUUAAAGAUAUGAGACAGGAAUUAAAUUUCUGUGUCUUGGCAACACAUUUUAAAUGUAAAACAAUCCUUUACAAAAUAAAUAGUUAUCUAUUGAAUCAACAUGCAGCCUGAUAUAGCACAUAUAUCCAUAUAAACAGCUUUAGUGUUACAAACUAC
Messenger RNA from Pogona vitticeps (central bearded dragon), 2348 nucleotides. Its product is annotated as calpain-8. NCBI's taxonomy places the organism in Eukaryota, Metazoa, Chordata, Lepidosauria, Squamata, Agamidae. Gene Ontology annotation, cellular component: cytoplasm. Gene Ontology annotation, biological process: proteolysis. The record is from RefSeq and is a predicted model, not a curated record. Gene Ontology annotation, molecular function: calcium ion binding; calcium-dependent cysteine-type endopeptidase activity.